UAACGCCCAUCUCUAUAAUCUGUCUAAAGGCAUAAAAACAAUUUUUUUUAGUUUUUAAAAGCCUCGGUUGUUUUGUUUAUCUAAAAUAAACUUGUGGACAAAACCGGUGGUCAGUCUCUAUGCCCUGGAAGCUUUGUUCUUCCAGUACCGUACCUGGUCAAUGCAUUAGUCAUAUACGCUCACGUAGUGUUCAGAGCACCACAAAAAAAGGGCCAUAAUCUAAAUUUUCAAUUAAAGUUAAAAAAUAAAUAAUUCGAAGGCGAGUCAUAUAAUGAAUUUGAGUUUUAAUAAUCCACAAAAAUGCUCGCCUAUUGAAAGUAAGCACUGCACAGAAUUGGACUUGGGUCAAAAGGCGAGCAACAGCCUUUCCAAGCGCAACAUGAGAUACCAAGAUAAAGAGAAGCUAUUUAGCUGCUCACUAAAUUCACUUUCCAAGCGCGACGAUGGUCUCGAGGAUGAUGCUACAGGUUCUGGAACGGGCCUCGUGGGUCUGCAAAACAUUGCGAAUACGUGUUAUAUGAACUCGGCUCUGCAGGCUUUGAGCAAUCUGUCGCCUGUGACGCAUUAUUUUAUCAACUGCAGCGAAAUUGUGGAGCACAUUGCCAGCACUUCACGCUCGAAGCCAGCUGGUUUAGCCAAAAGCUAUCAGCGCCUAAUGCAGGAAAUCUGGUUGCACGUUGACGAUCCAAAGGAUUAUCUGGCGCCGCGGGGCAUUUUGUAUGGCAUUCGUUCGGUUCAUCCCAUGUUCCGAGGCUAUCAGCAACAUGAUACCCAGGAGUUUCUUCGCUGCUUUAUGGAUCAGCUGCAUGAGGAGCUUACGGAGCAAAUGAGCGCACCACUUCUACAGCAGCAGCCGACACAGCCGGCUCAGCAACAGGCGAACGAAACGGAUGAUGAGAACUGUGAUGAGGAGCAGCUGCCAAAGACAUGCAACACACCCACUGCAUCGGAAAGCGAGUACGACACUUGUGAAAGCAGCAUCUCUGAUCACUCAUCGGAAAUACUGAUGAAGACCGAGUACUUUGUACCGCCACAUCGCAACAGCAGCAGCAAUCCAAUUUCAGAUGCAUCUGGUCCACAACAGCAGAGCCCGAAGACAGUUCAGGAAUCAAAACAGGUGGAAGCAGCGCAUUCAAUCAUCAGUGAUGUGUUCGAUGGCAAGCUGCUGUCUUCAGUGCAGUGUCUAACAUGUGAUCGCGUCUCGACGAGAGAAGAGACAUUCCAGGAUCUAUCGUUGCCCAUACCCAACCGAGACUUUCUUAAUGUACUACAUCAGACUCACAGCCUGAGCGUACAAAGUCUAAAUGCCGCGGAUUUGGCAUCGGCGCGCAGCAACGAGGGUUGGAUAUCCUGGAUGUGGAACAUGGUGAGAUCCUGGAUAUUUGGUCCAUCUGUGACGCUCUACGACUGCAUGGCCAGUUUCUUCAGUGCCGAUGAACUCAAAGGCGACAAUAUGUAUAGUUGCGAGCGUUGCAAUAAACUGCGCACGGGCAUUAAGUACUCGCGUGUGCUCAACUUACCGGAGGUACUAUGCAUACACCUCAAGCGAUUUCGUCACGAUCUAUCCUACAGCUCAAAGAUAUCCUCGCAUGUGUACUUUCCUCUCGAGGGCUUUGAUAUGCGGCCGUACUUGCACAAGGACUGUAGAUCCCAGGUGCCCACCUACAAUCUAUGCUCGGUCAUUUGUCACCAUGGCACGGUUGGAGGCGGACACUACACGUGCUAUGCUCGCAACGCUCUCAAUGGCCGUUGGUACGAGUUUGACGAUCAAUUUGUGACGGAAGUGUCGCCCGAUAUAGUCCAGAACUGUCAGGCUUAUGUGCUAUUCUACCAAAAACACAAUCCCCAAAUGCAAAUGUUGCGCGAGGAGGCCAUCAAUUUGUCCACUACGAAUCCGUUGUACGAAGGCGACAUACAAUUCUAUGUGACACGCGAGUGGCUUUCACGACUGGCAACAUUUUCAGAGCCAGGUCCGAUAAACAAUCAGGAUAUGCUCUGUCCGCACGGCGGUAUACUACAUUCCAAAUCAGCGCUUAUUAGUCAAAUUGCAGUGCCCAUUCCGCAGCCGUUGUGGGAUUAUCUGUACAAUAGAUUUGGUGGUGGUCCGGCCGUAAACAUCAUGUUUGAGUGUGAGAUUUGUAAGCGAGCAGCAGAAGCGCUUGCCCGUCGUCAACUGUACGAGCUGACCGUGUUUACCAAAUACAAUGGAUUGCAGAGUGAAUUGGACUCGACUGCCAUCUAUGCAAUCGCCAUGCCUUGGCUACGCGCGUGGCAGCAGUUCUCUCGCGGCAUCACCCACAAGGAGCCGGGGCCCAUUAACAACGAUGGCAUUACCGAUACCAAUGCCCACAAUGGAUCAUCCAUUAGUUGUGUACGCGUUGGCUCCGACUAUGCCCAGCUCAAUGCGCUUUUGUGGCGAUUCUUACAUGGCAUUUAUGGCGGUGGACCCGAAAUCAUGCUAAGAAGUGCGCUAUCCGAUGACGAGGCUGAUGAGAUUGAAAUAAUCGAUCAAGACGAUGAAGAAGAUGAGGAUGAAGACUUGGCUGCCAUCUAUAUGAAUAAUCAAUCGGAUACCGAAAGUAGUUUGGGCAGACGCCACACUGAGAGCCCAUUGGCAUCGCCAUCGUUAUCUCCAGCGCCGGCGAUAACGCCAGAACCGCGGCCAGUUGAGCCCGAGGUACCAGUACCAGUAACCGUAAUAAAAACUGAGUCUGUGACUGCUGAUGUUAAAUCCAAUGGCAGCAACAGUUCCGGCUCCAGGCGCGGAAAGUCGAGCAACAAGCCCAUCAAAGUGGCGGCAUUGCGCAUGAAUAUGCGUAAACGAGGCAGAAAUCGCAAUGCGUUAAAACAGCAUACCGAGAUGUUUGGUGCCAAAGGUCAAUACAAUCCACAUACAGACGCUGGCUCGGAGCCUAAAGCUGAUAUGGAGCAUAACGAUAUCCGUGAUAAAGAACAAAGAUCAGCUGCAGCAGCCACUGGAGGCACUGGAGGAGCUGCAUUUCAAACAGAGUACACCAUACCAUUCCAAAGCGACAAUUUCCAAGUCAACGGCCCACGCGACAAGAAGCGGGAGAGGAAUAAGCUACGCAAUAACAACAAGGAGAACGUUAAGCUGCAGAAAUUUGUAACGCUGCGCGAGGCAAAUGGAGCCAAUGACGAGACUGAUAUAUGAUCGACAACCAGUUCGAAACGGAUAGCAUUUUGUGAGAGUCAAUCGCCGCCGAGAUUUAGGCCAAAAUCAAAGUUUAGGCAUAAAUAAUAAUGUUUGUAGUUAAAUACCUCAGCGUUUAAUGGGGUGGAGGCUAUAUAAAACUAUGUAAAAAUUGUAUUUAUAAAUUUAAGCGUAUGGAUUGCUAACCCCAUAGUAAUUGUAGUUAGUACCCAGUACCCGAUGGGAAUGAGAAUGAAUGAAACUUAUACAAUAAGCGAAUAAGCGAGUGUAUGGCUCUGUGUUCUUUGUGAUUUUGCAUUCGUUUUUUACACCCAAUCCCCAACACAAACAAGUUGUACAUAAUGUUGUAGCCAAAAUGUCGAAUGGAGCGCGAACACAAAAUAAAAUAGCUUAAGUAACAAAUAUAACUUGAAAAGGUUAAGAAAUUCACACAUGUA
Messenger RNA from Drosophila innubila, 3609 nucleotides. RefSeq names its product ubiquitin carboxyl-terminal hydrolase 20 (gene Usp20-33). The transcript has 5 exons. Bases 272 to 3172 code for a protein of 966 amino acids. NCBI's taxonomy places the organism in Eukaryota, Metazoa, Arthropoda, Insecta, Diptera, Drosophilidae. Gene Ontology annotation, biological process: protein deubiquitination. The record is from RefSeq and is a predicted model, not a curated record. Gene Ontology annotation, molecular function: cysteine-type deubiquitinase activity.